Dioscorea cayenensis subsp. rotundata (Guinea yam) is the source of this 1245-nucleotide messenger RNA. RefSeq names its product MDIS1-interacting receptor like kinase 2-like. NCBI's taxonomy places the organism in Eukaryota, Viridiplantae, Streptophyta, Magnoliopsida, Dioscoreales, Dioscoreaceae. Bases 1 to 1245 code for a protein of 414 amino acids. The record is from RefSeq and is a predicted model, not a curated record. The transcript has 2 exons. Gene Ontology annotation, molecular function: ATP binding; protein binding; protein kinase activity. Gene Ontology annotation, biological process: protein phosphorylation.
AUGGAGUUGCAAGAGUUGAACUUAUCACAUAAUGAAUUGGUUGGUCCAAUUCCAUCUUCUUUAAUGACAAGCUUGAUAUCAUUGGAUUUAUCUUAUAAUUCUCUGGAAGGUCCAGUUCCAGAGAGCCAUUUCUUUCAAGUAGCUCCUCUUGUGUGGUUUACCCACAAUAAAGGUUUAUAUGGCCAAGUGCAUGGUUUACCUUUGUGUCAUCAAUCUUGGUCAGCAAGUAAAGGUGAUGAAGAGAAGCAACAUAAAAUCAUUAUCUUAGGUGUUUCUUUGAUAUUUGGCAUUUUAUUUAUCUUAUUUUUGAUAAUUGGAAUAUGCACAUUGCUUUAUUAUAAGAAAAAAAGAUCCACUAUAAAUGACGCAAGUGAAGAAUUUGAUGGACAUUUCUUCUCCAUUUGGAGAGUUAGUGAUGGCAAAGAAGCAUAUAAAGAGAUCAUUAGAGCAACAGAAAAUUUUAAUGAAAAGUAUCAUAUUGGUACCGGAGCUUGUAGUAUAGUCUAUAAAGCCACACUAUCAUCAGGAGUGACACUUGCUAUCAAGAAAAUUCAAAAAGAAGAAGUCCAAAUGAAUGAGGAAGCUUUCGAAAAUGAAAUACAAGCAUUAACUGAAAUUCGGCAUCGGAAUAUUGUGAGGUUUUAUGGUUUCUGCUCUACAAAUAAAUUCAACUUUCUUGCAUAUGAGUAUAUGGUGAGAGGAAGCCUGUGCACCAAUCUUAGAUCUGAACAGGGAGCAAUGGAGUUGGAUUGGAUCAAGAGAGUCAGCAUUGUACGAGACAUUGCUCAAGCUUUAUCUUACUUGCAUCAUGAUUGUAAUCUACCUAUUGUUCAUCGAGAUAUAACGAGCAACAACAUUCUUUUGGAUGAAGAGUACAAGGCUUGUGUUGCGGACUUUGGUAUUUCUCGACUGCUAAAAUCUAAUUCUUCACAUUGGAGUUUCCUUGCAGGCACAUACAGAUACAUGGCACCAGAGCUUUCCUAUGUAAUGAGAGUGACUGAAAAAUGUGAUGUAUAUAGUUUCGGAAUUAUAGCUCUUGAAAUCAUACACGGAACGCAUCCUGUGGAUCUCCUAAACAACUUAUCAUUAAGUAUGCUAGUGAAAGAUAUGCUAGAUCCACGUCUCCCCCUUCAUGUAGCUGAUAAAGUGACCACAAACCAAGUGCUUGCAGUGAUUUUAACAGCAAUGCAGUGCAUCAAUACUGAUCCACAGUCUCGCCCUACAAUAGAACUAGGAUCUCAAUGA